AUGCAGAAAAAUAUACCAAUUUAUAAUUCAUCACGAAUGACUCCAACAACAUAUUCCAUUGCUCCAGAAAAUCAUCAACAUCAACAACAAAUCUUAACAUCCAAUGCAUGUUUAGCCUAUUUUUUAUAUCGAACAGAUAUUGAUGAUUAUAAACCAAGAACUUUAACACAAACACUUGAAACAGUUUUAUCACGAACAAAAUCAAGAGGUUUAAAAGUUCGUCUAUCAUUACAAGAUGAAGGUUUAAUAAUUGAGAAUUUACCCGAUCCCAAUCAAUCGUGGCUGUUUAAAGCGUCAGAAUUAAUCGAAUAUUGGGUUGAUCCGUACUCAAACGAUGUCUGCAUUGUUAUUACUGGAAAUCACUCGCACCAUGCAUUAAUGCCCUAUUCUGCUAGUAUAUUUCGUUUACGCGGAAAAGAUUAUAUUUAUUUCAUUCAAGAAGCUCGAGGCUACUUUGGUCAAUUAAAAAUUGGUAGAAAAACAUGGAAAAGUAGCAGUAUGCAUAGUAAAAAUAGCAGCAGGAAUAAUGAUAUGAUACGUUUUAAAUAUUCACCGCCAGAAACCACAACAACAAUGACGCAACAAAACAUAUCAGUUGAAAAACCGUCACGCGUUGAGAAUUGGCUCAAUGAUAAAAAUCAUCCAUCAAAUAGAAAAGCGCCAAGACAUGCGAGCAGUUCAAAACGUCGUAAUAGCAAUGAAAAAUUGAAAACAACGACUAAGCGUUCAACAUUGACGAUAAUGUCUCCCUCAGAAACGAGUAUUGGACGAACACAAGUAAUAAAAAAUCAUACACAUAACGCACUUUCGACUCCAAAACCAAAUAGUAUUCGUCUUGUAACAAGAUCCGAAUUUGAUACCGGUGCUGCUUCUCCGACAACCACAACAACACCAGAACAAACAAGAAAAACUUUGUACAAUUUUCGAACAUAUAGUGAAUCGGCAGUAUCCAGUAAUGAAUCACAAGUGACAUCAAAAGAUACAAUACUAACAAAAACAAAUAUAACAGAUAAUGAUAAUGAAGAUACAUUUACCACUGUUAGUUCGACAUUGCCAGGUAUCUAUGUAGCGGAAUUGAUUAAAGAAUUAAAAGAACUUCGAGUAGAAAUAGCUGCUCUUAAAACCGAAAGUAAUCUAAAAUCAAAUAAUGAACGAGAUACAUCACAAAUAGAAAUGCGUUCGAUGAGUACAAGUCCACUGAUCCAUCCCACUUAUCAUCAAGACGAAUUUCUUCCACCAUCGUUAGAUGAAACAACAGUAGUAAAACGUCCAUUUCAAAUAUCACACAUUAGCGAAACUAAACCAUCUACCACCAUCGCACCACAAACGAAUUACCCACAACCACCACCAUUACCAUCACCACUACCUCCUCCUCCACCACUUCUAUUAAAAAGUGUUCCAACAAUUGUCACUAGUGUUAGACAACGAACACACUCAAACACAAACAAAAAAUCAUCAAAAGAAAAACAUACAAAACGAAACCCAUCAGGAAGUUCAACAACAUCGACCACUACAGUAACCGUUUCCGAUGCAGAAGGUGACUAUAAAUCAAAGUCAUAUUUGUUACAGCAUAAUCUCAUUGACCUAAGACACUGA
Messenger RNA from Didymodactylos carnosus, 1596 nucleotides. Lineage: Eukaryota; Metazoa; Rotifera; Eurotatoria; Philodinida; Philodinidae. The record is from the annotation of a GenBank genome assembly.